Molecule: messenger RNA, 135 nt
Organism: Cetraspora pellucida
Lineage: Eukaryota; Fungi; Glomeromycota; Glomeromycetes; Diversisporales; Gigasporaceae
Source: the annotation of a GenBank genome assembly
AUCAGUCACUUGAAUUUUAUAAUUCUUCAAAAAUUGAAUUUUACAAUACUUCAAAUAUCGAAUCUUGUAAUACUUCAAAUAUCAAACCUAUUAAAAUUAUACCAUUGAAAAUGAUUGUAGAAUGGCUUCAAGAAG